This is a messenger RNA of Amphimedon queenslandica, 1051 nucleotides long. RefSeq lists its product as uncharacterized. The coding region runs from base 197 to 973 and encodes 258 amino acids. Lineage: Eukaryota; Metazoa; Porifera; Demospongiae; Haplosclerida; Niphatidae. The record is from RefSeq and is a predicted model, not a curated record. The transcript is spliced from 3 exons.
UGUUUUUAUAAGAAUUACAAGAGGUUUGCCUGGUUUGGGCGUGUCUUGUAAGUUGUUAUAAUCAUUUGUGAAAUCGGAAGUAACGGCUACUAAACACAAGGAAAUCUCUUUCAAUGCUUUCUUGUCCUCUACUCCAACUAUUAAGGAGCUAACGGAGCAUGUUAAUGUUAGUACUAACUGGUACCUUGUUGGUACAAUGCUUGACUUGGAUCAGAGACGAUUGAAAAGCAUUGAAGCACACACUGGCCACACUGUCGCGCACAAGAUGAUAGAGAUGUUUAAUCUAUGGCUGGACACUACUCCUAAAGCUAGUAGAUCUAGGAGAAAAGUGCUGGAAGCAUUGAGAAAGAGUGUAGUAGGAGAGAACACAAUUGCUGAUGAAUAUGAAAAGCAUUUGAGGGACUUACAUGAAACAACUUAUGUACCAUUAUCUGCUGAGGCAGUUUCUAUUCUUCGAAGGAAUAUUCAGUCAUUGAAUGAAGCUCUUGUCUCUCCUGUACAAGUGUCUCAACUGUUAUACUGUAAGAGAUGUAUAAGUGAAGAUACUCUGGAUGAAAUGGAGAGGAUAGAUCAGAGAAGGUCACUGGAUGACAAGAAGACCACUCUAUUGACUGCCAUGCAAGAAACAGUGUCUAGCGACUACAGGAAACUUAAAGAUAUUGCUACAGUGCUGUUUGAUGUUGAAGAAACAAAAGAUAUAGGAAAUAAAAUGAUGACCAAAUAUAAAGAGAAAAUUCCUCAAGAUGAUGAUAGUGCAUUAGUACAACCACAGGAGACAGCAGGCAGCAAUGAAGAUUGUGCUAGUGAUAUAUUGAAGAAUCAUUACAGUGCUCUCUCUCAGUCAAUUACUGAACCAGUUCAUAUGGCAAAGUUGCUUCAUGACGAGGUUAUAUCUGAUGAGGUUCUGUCUUGUGUCAUAUCUACCAGAGGUUCUGUCUCUGACCGUAGAGCAGUUCUCCUCAAAGCUGUAUGAGAUGCUGUUCACUCUAAUUACAAACACCUGGAGUUGUUUGUUACUGUAUUGCGGAAGUUCCCAGAGACUGCUCAUAUU